AUGGCUCCCGCCGCUCACGACCACAUCCUGACGCUCUCGUGCCCGGACAAGUCCGGCAUCGUGCACGCCGUGACGGGGGUGUUUGCGGCGCAGAAGCUCAACAUCCUGGACCUCCAGCAGUUCUCGGACCCCGUCUCGGAAAAGUUCUUCAUGCGCGUGCACUUUGGGCCGACCGAGUCCGAGUCGACGGAGCACCUCACGGCCCCGUUCGACGCCCUCGCCGCCGAGCUCCAGCUGGACUGGUACCGCAUCCGGCCCGUCGCCCGCAAGCUGCGCACCCUCAUCAUGGUCUCCAAGAUCGGCCACUGCCUCAACGACCUGCUCUUCCGCGCCAAGUCGGGCCAGCUGCCCAUCGACAUCCCCCUCAUCGUCUCCAACCACACCGAGUACGAGGGCCUCGCCGGCAACUACGGCAUCGAGUUCCACCACCUGCCCGUCACCCGGGACACCAAGGCCCAGCAGGAGGAGGAGAUCCUGCGCCUCGUCAAGGAGAACGACAUCGAGCUCAUCGUCCUCGCCCGCUACAUGCAGGUCCUCUCCCCCAAGCUGUGCGAGGCCAUGUCCGGCAAGAUCAUCAACAUCCACCACUCCUUCCUGCCCUCCUUCAAGGGCGCCAAGCCCUACCACCAGGCCUACGAGCGCGGCGUCAAGAUCAUCGGCGCCACCGCCCACUUCGUCACCGCCGACCUGGACGAGGGCCCCAUCAUCGAGCAGCGCAUCUCGAGGGUCGACCACGGCAUGAGCCCCAAGGACCUCGUCGAGGAGGGCUCCAACAUCGAGAGCCAGGUCCUGGCCGCCGCCGUGAAGUGGACCGCCGAGGGGCGUGUCUUCCUCAACAAGACCAAGACGGUCGUUUUCAACUAG
Messenger RNA from Colletotrichum higginsianum IMI 349063, 864 nucleotides. RefSeq names its product Formyltetrahydrofolate deformylase. Gene Ontology annotation, biological process: 'de novo' IMP biosynthetic process. The transcript has a single exon. Gene Ontology annotation, molecular function: formyltetrahydrofolate deformylase activity. NCBI's taxonomy places the organism in Eukaryota, Fungi, Ascomycota, Sordariomycetes, Glomerellales, Glomerellaceae. The record is from RefSeq and is a predicted model, not a curated record. The coding region runs from base 1 to 864 and encodes 287 amino acids.